AUGCCUCUCCCGUUUCUGGAGAGCGUCAUCUCCAAUGGCCUGCCGGCAUGGGUGCCCGACCCUUGGAUCCUGCUCUCCGUCGGCACCGUCGUGGGGGCCCUGUACCUGAUCAAGAUCUACAGCGGCGGAGCGACCAACCUCUCCGAGAGGGACAUGCACGGCCGGGUCGUCAUGGUCACCGGAGGUACUUCAGGCAUAGGGGCCGCCACGGUCCGAGAUCUGGCGGAACGGGGGGCCCAGAUCGUGCUGCUCACGCGGCUGCCGCCCUCGGACACGUUUCUGGCCGACUUCAUCGGCGAGAUGCGCGAGAAGACAAACAACCAGAUGAUCUACGCCGAGCAGGUCGACCUGACUUCCCUGCACAGCAUCCGACAGUUUGCGACCAAGUGGAUUGACAACGCGCCCCCCAGGCGCCUGGACAUGCUCAUCCUCUGCGCCUCGACCCUGACGCCGCCGGGCGGGAAGAGGAUCGAGACUGCCGAGGGCAUCGAGGAGACAUGGAUGGUCAACUACCUGGCGAACUUCCACCUGCUCGGGAUCCUCAGCCCAGCGAUACGGGCACAGCCAUUCGACCGAGACGUGCGCAUCAUCGUUCCGACCUGUCCGGCCUACAUAGCGUCGCCGCCCCUCGUGGCAGAGUUGGACAAGAAAGAGUGGUCGGCUAGCAAGGCCUACGCAAGAAGCAAGCUGGCUCUCAUGGUCUUUGGACAGGCUUACCAGAAGCACCUGGACGCAUACAAGCGGCCCGAUGGGCUGCCCAUGACGGCAAGGGUUCUGUUUGUCGACCCGGGUCUCUCGAGAACCCCCGGUCUGCGGCGCUGGCUGACCCGGGGCAGUAUCUGGGGCUUGUUUCUCUACAUACUGGGCUACUUCCUACCGUGGCUGCUCUUGAAGAGCGCCGAGAUGGGUGCACAAUCUAUUCUGUACGCCGUCAUGGAGCCCAGCCUCGUACGCGGCCAGGGUGGCAAGAUGAUCAAGGAGUGCAUGGAGGUGGACUUUGCCAGGACGGACAUCCGGGACGAGGAGAUCGCCAAGAAGCUCUGGGAGUCGAGUGACAAGCUGAUCGAGAAGACGGAGAAGGAACAGGCAGCCCUUCGGGUUCUGGAGAAGAAAGCCAAGGAGAUGAAGGAGGAAGAAGAGAAGAAGUCGGAGCAGGCGAAGGAGGUCGAGUCACUGGUUGACGCUAUCAAGAAGGGCAAAGAGGCAGAGAAGACCAAGUCAAGGAGGAAGAACAAGAAGGCCACGUGA
Messenger RNA from Neoarthrinium moseri, 1248 nucleotides. RefSeq lists its product as uncharacterized. Lineage: Eukaryota; Fungi; Ascomycota; Sordariomycetes; Amphisphaeriales; Apiosporaceae. The coding region runs from base 1 to 1248 and encodes 415 amino acids. The transcript has a single exon. The record is from RefSeq and is a predicted model, not a curated record.